AGUAUUCUAAAUUUGUUCGUCGAAAUAAAUUUUCAAAUGCAAAUUUGUAAUAAUUCUUAAUUAUUGAGAAAAGAGAAAAAGGAAGAAAAAUACUAAGGGAAAUGUUUCCUCAAUUCGGAGCAACGGCGGAGACGUUGAGCAAGGCGUCGACGAUGGUGUUCCGGAUCGGAACCGAUGCUCACCUCUACGACGAUCCGGAUGACGUCAGCAUAGCGCCGCUUUUGGACAGCAAAUUCGAUUCGGAGAAGUGCGAGGCUCUCAAGCGACUCCUCGCCCAAAUCGCUCAAGGCUUCGACGUCUCCAAUUUCUUCCCUCAGGUUGUCAAGAAUGUAGCAUCUCAAUCUUUGGAAGUAAAGAAGCUGGUGUACUUGUAUCUACUGCAUUAUGCUGAAAAGCGUCCGAAUGAAGCAUUGCUGUCAAUUAAUUGUUUCCAGAAGGAUUUGGGGGAUCCAAAUCCUUUGGUGAGAGCGUGGGCACUUCGCACCAUGGCUGGAAUUCGUCUACAUGUUAUUGCACCUCUUGUUCUGGUGGCAGUGGGCAAGUGUGCUAGAGAUCCAUCUGUCUAUGUCAGAAAAUGUGCAGCCAAUGCGCUUCCCAAAUUGCAUGAUUUGCGCCAAGAGGAACAUACCUCGGCGGUUGAAGAGAUCGUUGGAAUAUUGUUAAAUGACCACUCCCCUGGAGUAGUUGGAGCUGCUGCUGCUGCAUUUGCUUCUGUCUGUCCAUAUAAUUUAUCUUUGAUUGGGAGGAAUUAUAGAAAGCUAUGUGAGAUUCUUCCUGAUGUGGAAGAGUGGGGUCAGAUAGUCUUAAUUGGAAUCCUUCUACGCUAUGUUAUUGCAAGGCAUGGGCUUGUGAAAGAAUCCAUUAUGCUUUCUCUGCAUUGUACUGAGAGCUCCCAUUCUGAAAAGGAUGGUUCAGAUGUCGACUUUAGACUACUAAAGGUACCUAUUGACAUGAGUGGGACAUGUGACUCUGAAUUUGUAAAUAUGGUUUCCAAAUGUUAUAUUGAGAGCCCGGAUGAAUAUUUAUCUCGGUCAAGUUACACUAACAGGGUGUCCUUUGAAUUAAAUGGUACUCAUUUUACAUCGAAAACUAAUGAUGAUGUGAAGAUCCUGCUGUAUUGUACAUCUCCGUUGUUAUGGAGUAACAACAGCGCAGUGGUACUAUCAGCAGCUGGUGUACACUGGGUUAUGGCACCAAAGGAGGAUAUUAAAAGAAUUGUUAAACCACUCUUAUUUAUACUGAGAUCCUCUAAUGCCUCAAAAUAUGUGGUCCUAUGCAACAUUCAAGUGUUUGCUAAAGCAAUGCCUUCUCUCUUUGCUCCGUACUAUGAGGACCUCUUCAUUUGUUCUUCUGAUUCAUAUCAAAUCAAAGGCUUGAAGCUUGAGAUACUUUCUUCCAUUGCUACAGAUUCAUCCAUUUCUUCUAUUUUCAAAGAGUUUCAGGAUUAUAUUAGAGAUCCAGACAGGCGAUUUGCUGCUGAUACUAUUGCUGCAAUUGGUCUAUGUGCACAACGACUUCCAAACAUGGCAUAUUCAUGUGUAGAUGGGCUGUUGGCUCUGACUAAAGAGGACUUCUUGACUAAGGAUUUUGGGUCUGGAGAUCAAGAAGCAGGUGUUUUGAUUCAAGCGAUUAUGUCUAUAAAAUCAAUCAUAAAGCAAGACCCGCCAAGUCAUGAGAAGGUUAUAAUUCAAUUGGUUAGUAGUUUGGAUUCAAUCAAGGUGCCUGCAGCUCGUGCAAUGAUUAUUUGGAUGGUGGGGGAAUACAGCUCUUUGGGGGAGAUAAUACCAAGGAUGUUAACCACGGUGCUGAAGUAUCUUGCAUGGUGCUUUACUUCAGAAGCAUUGGAAACAAAGCUUCAAAUUCUUAACACAGCCAGUAAGGUUCUAUUAUGUGCUACAGGAGAAGAUCUGUGGACAUUCAAGAAAGUUUUCAGCUAUUUGGUUGAAUUGGCCGAAUGUGAUUUGAACUAUGAUGUCCGUGACCGAGCUCGUUUACUAAAGAAACUUCCUUCAUGCAAUUUAGGCUCUCAAGGACCAGAGGAAGGAACUAAUGGUCUUAAUGAAAAAAACGUUCUGCAUGUAGUUGCAAAAUGCAUAUUUGGGAGACAAACUAGAGAAGUGAAAGCUGAAUCAAAUAACUACCGGUUUUAUCUUCCCGGGUCUCUCUCACAGAUAGUUCUUCAUGCAGCUCCAGGGUAUGAACCUCUCCCAAAGCCAUGCAGUUUGCCCCUUGAUGACCUGAAUGUGCCUGAAGGAACACAUGCAGUUGAGAAGGGGCCCGAUUACAGUGGGACAGAUGAUCAUGGUACAUCAUCUGGUCCUUUGGAUGAGGAAAGUGCUUCUGAUUAUGAUUCUCAGCACUCUAUCACUGGCUCAAGUGGCAGUGGUCGUAGUGAUGACAAUGAAUUUACAAGUGAAGAAAAUGAUAAUGCAGAUCCAUUGAUUCAGAUUUCAGAUGUUGGCAAUGCUUCCGAAAAUCAGAAUGGAGUUUCUCAGUCUUCUCCAGCUAAUCUGGGGGAAUUAAUGUCAAAUAGAGCUCUAGAGUCAUGGUUGGAGGAACAGCCUGGUUCAUCAAACCCAGGCAUAUCGGAACAAAGUCAAGUUUGUAAAUCAUCAGCAAGAAUAUCUAUCAGGGAUGUUGGAAGGCAGGUUAAACCAAAAAGCUAUUCACUCUUAGACCCUGCAAAUGGAAAUGGUUUGAAGGUGGAUUAUUCUUUUUCAUCAGAGAUAUCAAGCAUAUCCCCUCUACUUGUAUGCAUAGAAGUUUUCUUUAAGAACUGUUCAUCAGAGACCAUAAUGGAAAUAACCUUGGUGGAUGAGGAGUCUACCAGAGCCUUAGAUUCUGCAGACCAAGCAGCCGCUGUAAAUGAGAGCUCCAUGAAAUCUUAUGAUAAUGUGCCAACACUAGUUCCAAUGGAAGAGAUUCCUUCUCUAGAACCUGGUCAGACAACAAGAAGGCUUCUUCAAGUUCGCUUUCAUCACCAUCUAUUGCCCUUGAAGCUAGCUUUAUUUUGUAAUGGAAAGAAGCUUCCCAUUAAGUUGCGGCCUGAUAUUGGAUAUUUUGUAAAGCCAUUACCAAUGGAUGUUGAAGCCUUCACAGAUGAAGAAUCUCAUCUCCCAGGGAUGUUUGAAUACACAAGGAGUUGCACUUUCACUGACCACAUUGGGGAGCUAAACAAGGAGAGUGGAGAUGGCUUGUUAAUCAAGGACAAAUUUCUUGCAAUCUGUGAGAGCUUAGCACUAAAAAUGCUUAGCAAUGCAAAUCUUUGUCUUGUAUCUGUUGAUAUGCCCAUUGCUGCUAACCUUGACGAUGCAUCGGGUUUGCGCUUACGGUUCAGCUGUGAAAUUUUGAGUAGCUUGAUUCCUUGUUUAAUUACUAUUACUGUUCAAGGUAAAUGCUGUGAUCCAUUAAACUUAUUUAUUAAAGUUAACUGUGAAGAAACUGUAUUUGGCCUAAAUCUUAUGAACAGAAUUGUAAAUUUCUUAGUUGAACCUGCCCUUUUUUAAUCAUUUUUGGUGGUAGCGGUGAAAUUUGUGGGUCCUGUCAGCUUGAAGAGUAAUUGACACUAUUGUUCAGCGUGAGUGGAUGCAUUUUUAAUUCAUUGCAUUUAUUCUGAAUAUUUGAAGUUGUACAACUCUGUAUUGCUCUAUUUUUCAGAAAUGGCUGAGAGUAUAUUCAUAGUGCAA
Messenger RNA from Theobroma cacao (cacao), 3686 nucleotides. It is a transcript of the gene PAT2, whose product is annotated as protein affected trafficking 2. Lineage: Eukaryota; Viridiplantae; Streptophyta; Magnoliopsida; Malvales; Malvaceae. Gene Ontology annotation, cellular component: AP-3 adaptor complex; membrane coat. The record is from RefSeq and is a predicted model, not a curated record. Gene Ontology annotation, biological process: intracellular protein transport; vesicle-mediated transport.